This is a messenger RNA of Chlorocebus sabaeus (green monkey), 3997 nucleotides long. The record is from RefSeq and is a predicted model, not a curated record. NCBI's taxonomy places the organism in Eukaryota, Metazoa, Chordata, Mammalia, Primates, Cercopithecidae.
CCAGGCCGGGUCCACUUGGGGGCUCACGGUCUGCCCGGCUGUGCACCCCGAGGAGGCCGGGCCCCUGUGUCCAAUCCGGAAGUCGCAGGGAAGUGGGGAGGUCAGGAUGGUGGCGCCCGCGGCUCGGGUCCUCCUCCGGGCAGUGCGCGCGGCUCUCGCUUCCACGGUCCCGGACCUGCUCUGCCUCCCGGCCCGAGGCUCCCCACGUGGCCUCGCGUCUGGUCGCCUACCCCUCGCGGCCCGCUCCUCGCAGCAUGGACCUGGAUCCGGGGCGCCUUGGUUGCGAAUUGCCAGGAGGGCCCUGAGAUUUGUGUUGUCAAAACACUGGGGGGAUGAUUGUUACCCGACAAACUGCCUCUGGCAGGACCUGAAGCCUCCCCGUCACCUCGGGAACGGGCAGGAGCCCAGGCUGGCGCCUCCGGUGCAAUGGGCUCUUCCCCCAAGGAAUUUAGAACGAGUCCACGUGGACACGCAAGUCUCAGCGAGUGGGGAUUUCCUGCGAGGCCGAGCGCGAGGACGAGCCGGCCUCGGAGGCUCUGGCUUGGGCUCGGGGUCUCCCCGGGAACGCGGCGGGCGGAGAAGGUCGGGGCGCUCGCCGGGCUCGGCGCAGUCCUCCGUGUCGCGGGCGAAGGAACCGACGCAGGCCAGGAGUGGUGCGCGCGGGCGGCGAGGGGGCGCUGUGGCCCGUGUCUGCCGGCCUGAGUCCUGGCAACGGUGGGCGCGACCCACCUCCUCCCACGUCGGCUUAAUUCGGGGAAGAAGAAAAAACGGCAUCAAGGCAUUUCAAUAAAACUUAAGCGGUUCCUGAUCCUUUCUCAUUGUGGUUCCUUAUGAGCUUUCGGUGUCUAGGGGGGAAACAGUUACCGUUCGGGGGUGUGGCAAACUUUUUUGGCAAUUAAGAUGAAACAGACACGUUUUAUGUGGGUUUCCUUUAAUGAAGUAACAUUGGAAAUAUAAGUAGUUUCAGUGCAUCAAAUCACAUCGCUACCGUAUUCACGGUCACCGGUCACUGGCUCUCCCGUUCCAGGGCUCCCCGCGUUUGUCGAGGGAAAGAGCGAGGCAGAAACAGGGGGAUGGGGACGUGAGAAGCUUGGCUAAGCAAUUUUUCUUUUCUUUGAAAACAAAUACGUCGUCAUAAAUGGAACAAAAUUUAAGUCAGCAUGGAACGCACAUCUCUUUCAAACGUCGUUUCCAGGUCUAGUACUCUGUGAGUAGGUUGGAUUGGAUUUCACGCGCAACUGGCAUUUCUAGGUUCUCAAAGACGCUUCUGAGGCCUAAAUGUUUUUCUGGAAAACACGUGCAGAGGAGCAUCCGUGGGAGACUGAGGGGCCCCCGCAGCUCCAGUCCUGGCAGGAUGUGCGAGGCCUCUCGAGAUUUUCAAAUGGACCCCCGAGGCCUGGGAGAUCCCCGAGUAGCCACGUGGGAGCCACUUUAGGGACUCCGGGCGGUGGCUACUAUGGGCUGGGAGGGUCCCCGCCUGGGCUGCUCCCAGCGCCUGGACCUGGGACCCUACAGCGCGCUCUUUUCUUUUUCUUUCAUUUCUUUCCUUUUUAUGUAUUUAUUUAUAAUUUACAUUCCAGGGACCUCGUAUUCAGCUAACCAGCUCUUGCUUACUUAACCGCCCUGUUUUUAGCUCCGGAUUUCUGCGGCGUCUCCCCAUGGCUAACUUGCCCUUCCCGGCUUCCUUUACUGCUCUGCAAAAUUUGCCUUCCUUCCACAGAUGCUCCGCCUCCGACGUGCUUCCUGAAGUUUCUCUCCCGCGCAAGGUCCCCACAAUCGUGAAUUCUCCAACAUCUCGCCAACUCCGUCUCUAUCCUCCUCUCCUCCCUAAUCUCGCGCUGGCUUCGCCCUCUUUCUCUCUCCUCCUCCUUCCUACGCGCCCCGCCCCCUCCCCCCAGGUCGCCGUUCUCCCGGUCCGGGUCGGGAGCGCCUGGUGGUCAGGCGUCCGCGCGGCUCCAGUUCGAGGUCCCGCCACGCUGGGCCGCUCGUGAGCGGCUCUCACCCGGCGCACCCUGGAAACGGCGCGUCCAGCCAGCUGCGGCUUCAGCCCGGGAGGGAGUGCGGCGCGGGGAGCCUGCAGCGCCUGGAGAGGGAGAAAAGGGACAUUUCCGUGGAAAUGGACAGACCCGAGUUCCUUGAAGGGAUCGCAGUUGAAAGAGACCCUCUUCAGAAUCAGCAACCACCUGACCGCCCUCGUUCCUCCACAGGAGAUGGUUUGAAGAUGAAAUGUUUGAAACUCCGCCGCCGUUUCACCUUGGCACACACGCGCACGGCAGGCCCAGAUCCGCACAGAGACGCAGACACGCGCGCACUCGCGCUGCCCGGGGAGGUCGGCGUGUCUUGCUGAAGCUGCUCUGGUCAAGUGGAGUUGUCAGGGCUUUGCUUUGUUUUUGUUUUGUCUUUUAAAUGUGCGGGAGACAGUCUUCGGCAGAACUUAGCUCCCUCAAUCCUCCGUCCCUCCAGCAGCUCCUCCGUGGCUUUGCAAUCUUCUUUUUAAACACCAGAGCGCACCUCGGUGCUGGCCUCGGUGGGGGUGGGGGGCGCGGGGUGCGCGGUCACCCAGGAGGCUGCGGAGAGUUCAGGGGUCAGCUCCGUCCCAACGAGAGCAGAUAGGACUCCAGGCUCGCAAGAAACAUUGGAGAAAAGGAAAUACUUUCUCGAGUGUUUUUACAAUUAUUUUAAUCCAACCAGCGAGGCUCUGAAGAGCGUUUAUCUUGAGGCCGUGUUGAAUACCCUUUGCCAACUGUAAAUUCGGCGUUGUGUGCCCGAAACAGCCAGCUCUGACCAGGGGUUCGGCAGCACAUAGCCAGACACACACCGAACUCCUCCUUCCCAAACCCCUCUGCAAGAUCCUACACCCCUGGAGUAUAUAGGCAGGCGGAGGGGAGGGUUGGGUUUUGCUUUCUUUGCUUUUUUUUUUUAAAUAUCUAUAUGACUGGGAAUGCAGAAAUUUUAAAAAUGGAUACAUUCGAGUGUGUUAAAAGUAAACACGUCCUUGAGCAAAACAUAAACUGCUAACCCCCACGGGGGAGAAGAUAUUUGCCCUACCUGUAAAUAACAAAGACUCCUCUACAGCACCAGGAGGAAUUCUGACUGCCAAUGGGCGAAGACGAGGCAUCCAGGGAAAUAAAGGGGCAGGGAUAGGGGCAGCCCUUCACGCAGAGGAGACGCCUGAGAAUGCGCAAAUUCACUGGUUGUCUAUCUCUAGGCAACAGGAGAUGCCACUUCACACUCAUUGAUGACACCCAGCAAGGCCUAGAGUGUGCACUAUUGAAACUCUUCCUGCGGUGCAACUUAAAUUUCUAUAGAGAAAUUCGGGAGACAUUUGGCUGCAUCUGAGAGAACAGAAGGUGCGUGCUCCCUGGCACCCAGCACACAGGUGCUGCGGAAGCGGGGACGGACGAGGCAUCCCUGGAGCAUGGUUUGCAGGAGUGCAGGACUAGAAGCCCCCUCCAAGGCCUCCACUCCAGGCCUGGAUAAAGAAUUCGUGGCAUAUUUCACCGAACAGAAUGUCCCCUGGGGCGAAAGGGGAUGAAGUCAUUCUACUUGUACCAACUUGAGUGCCUCCUAAAAGUGUAACCUUGGGGGCGGGGAUACAGAAGGGUGAUGCUGACAAUGGAAUUUAAAAACAAACAGCAAUAUUUUGUGGUGUCUACAGGCAUGGGGGUGGGGGUGCAGCAGCAUUACCAUGGGAACAAAAGUCUCCCACACAUGUCAGGCCUGCGGAAUCUUUAAAGAGGGAGAGUGGGCAUGGGAGGAGGACUUAAACUCUGUUAGUCAUGUUUUAUUUCUGAAAAAUAGAUCUGAAGUAACUGUAGUAACAUCUUAACAAUUCUUACCUUGGAAUACUGGUUCCAUGGGUUUAUAUUACUCUUUUUUCAUCGGAUGAAAUAUAUUCUGACAAAACUAAAUAGUAGCUUUUUAUUAAAAUGUCAUAUGCAUUGAAGUAUAAUGUGAUAAUUUGGGAUUAAUUCAUUUAAAUAAAACAGCUUUCUUA